UUAUAUAAAAUCUAUUAAUCAUAGAACAUAUAUACUUACUCUAUGGUAGUAAGCUGUUUUCACACGAUUUCUUUGCAACCGAUGUAAAUACAAGAAGAAGUAUCAUAUAUAUUGUUCCAAAAUGAAAGUGGAGACAAGUGAAACAUAUGAGACUGCUGAAUGUUCAGAAUUAGGAGAGAACUUCAAAACUCAUUUACAAAAAAUCGAAGAUGUUGAUAUAUCCAAACAAUUCAUUGAUGAGAAUGGUGGUCCUAAGAGAAUAGAAAUCUCUGAAAAUAUUGAAAAUGAAUCAAGAUAUCCAUCCAAAGACAAUAGUUUCAUUGAUGUUUCUUUAAAAACAGAAGAAUUGCCCCAAAUUCAUAAAGAAUCUUUCCAUCUCAAUAUGCAGAAACAUAAGUGUCACCUAUGUGAUUUUGCUCCAAAUCUGAAAAUGGAUCUCAAGAGACAUUUAGAUUCAGUUCAUUUAACUUCUAAGAAACAUAAGUGUCAUAUGUGUGAAUAUGCUGCAAAUCAUAAAAAAAGUCUCAAAAAUCAUGUAGAAAAAGUCCAUUUUAAAUUGAUGGAACAUAAGUGUCACAUGUGUGAUUUUGCUACAAAUCUGAAAAUGGAUCUCAAGAGACAUUUCGAUUCGGUUCAUUUGAAAUUGAAGCCACAUGAAUGUCACCUGUGUGAUUACGCUACAAAUCGGAUUGAUAUUCUGAAACGACAUAUAGGAACAGUUCAUUUAAAUUUGAAAGAGCAUAAGUGUCAUAUGUGUGAUUAUGCUGCAAAUCUGAAAAUAGAGAUCAAGAGACAUUUCGAUGCAGUUCAUUUGAAAUUAAAGAAACAUAAGUGUCACAUGUGUGAUUAUGCUACAAAUUGUAAAAAAAGUUUCAAAUGUCAUGUAGAAUCAGUCCAUUCGGAAUUGAAGGAACAUAAGUGUCACCUGUGCGAUUAUGUUGCAAAUCUGAAAAUGGAUCUCAAAAGACAUUUAAAUUCGGUUCAUUCAAAUUUUAAAGAACAUAAGUGUCACCUGUGUGAUUAUGGUGCAAAUCUUAAAAAAAGUCUCAAAUAUCAUAUAGAUUCAGUUCAUUUAAAUUUGAAUCAACAUAAGUGUCACCUUUGUGAUUAUGCUACAAAUUGGAAACUGUUUCUCAAACGACAUAUAGAAUCAGUUCAUUUGAAAUUGAAGGAACAUAAGUGUCACCUGUGUGAUUAUGCUGCAAAUCGGAAAGAGCAUCUCGAAAAUCAUUUCAAUUCAGUUCAUUUAAAUUUGAAGCCACAUAAGUGUCACAUGUGUAAUUAUGCUGCAAAUCGGAAAACGUAUCUUGAGAAACAUUUAGAUUUGGUUCAUUUAAAUUCGAAGAAAGAAGUAUCAUCUGUGUGAUUAUGCACUAAUGGCUCAAAGUUCACCAUCAUAUGCGAGCGUACAGGCGUUCAACACUAUACCAGGAAAUAUAGUUGCUGCUGAUAGUACAAAAUACAAAAAUUCGUCGCAAGCUCCCUGCAAUACAUGGAAAUUUUGGAAUGAAGAAAACCUACUUGUUUUUUGUUUUGAUUUUAAUUUAUUCUUUUUAUUGUCAAUAAAGGCCUAUUAUUAUUA
Messenger RNA from Harmonia axyridis, 1582 nucleotides. Its product is annotated as zinc finger Y-chromosomal protein 1-like. The transcript is spliced from 3 exons. Gene Ontology annotation, cellular component: nucleus. The coding region runs from base 122 to 1366 and encodes 414 amino acids. The record is from RefSeq and is a predicted model, not a curated record. Gene Ontology annotation, biological process: regulation of gene expression. NCBI's taxonomy places the organism in Eukaryota, Metazoa, Arthropoda, Insecta, Coleoptera, Coccinellidae.